GGAAACAAAAGACCCAUCGAUUGGGAGCGGAGCGGCACCUCGGCUCCGGCCUUAACACGCCCCGCGAGCGCCCGCCCCCCACUUCCUGGAGCAGCCGACGCUCUCGUCGCCGCCUCCUCCUCUUCGUUCCCCCUCGCAGCUUCCCCACGCCGGUCCGCCCGCAUCCCCCGCUGCCCAUGGCGCUGAAGCGGAUACAGAAGGUGAGCGCACCCGAAUGGGCCGGGCCAGGCAGCCCCUUGUCCGUUGGGAACCGGGAGCUAAGUGAUCUGCAGCGUGAUCCACCUGCACAUUGUUCAGCUGGACCUGUUGGAGAUGACUUGUUUCAUUGGCAAGCAACUAUUAUGGGACCUCCUGACAGUGCUUAUCAAGGGGGAGUCUUUUUUCUUACAGUCCAUUUUCCAACGGACUACCCAUUCAAACCACCAAAGAUUGCAUUCACUACAAAAAUAUACCAUCCAAACAUAAAUAGUAAUGGAAGUAUUUGUCUUGAUAUCCUGAGGUCACAGUGGUCACCAGCACUGACUGUAUCUAAAGUUCUUUUGUCCAUAUGCUCUUUACUUUGUGACCCUAAUCCAGAUGACCCUUUAGUACCCGAUAUUGCACAAAUCUACAAGUCAGACAAGGAAAAAUAUAACAGACAUGCAAGAGAAUGGACACAGAAAUAUGCAAUGUAAACUUUGAAGACAUUUUCUUAUAUACCAGAGUACUGUACAUUUUAGGGUUUUUCAAAAUUAGAAGUAAAUGGAGCACAGUUUACUGUUUUCAGUGUACCAUGAAGCCCUUUUUGAUUUUUAUCCAUAUAAGUGUGUUUCUGGAACAAGGAAAUUAACUACAAAAAUUAACCUGAAGACUGUGAUGAGAGUAUUUAUCCUUUCUGUAUGCUUUGCAAAAGACAUUUAUUAUGUUUUUUAAAGAUACUUGGACAUCUGCAUCUCCAGCCUACAAGAUUCAUAAUGCAGUUGUAGAGCAACCAAAUUAUUUUUGCUGAAAACUAGGUGGUACAUAAUAAAUAUUCUGUGUCUUUGAGAUGUCAGUCCUGUAAGUCUGUUUGAAUGUCAUUCUUUGUUAGCUCAUUGUAUAAUUUGUAUUUUUUUACUGUAUAGACUAUAUUUUAUUUACCAUAUAUUUCAACUCAUUUUAGACUUUCUGCACAGUAUUGAAAAAUACAACUGCUAUUAAAUGAGUGAAGUAUUCCUUCCCAAAGGAAUAUUCUAUAAACUGAUAGACUUCUAAAAACAAACUUUGCACUCUAAUCUUCAGUAUGCUGAUUAUGGGGAAACACAUGGUUUUGAUUCUGUUGCAUACUUUUAUUGCAAUGUGAACUAAUUGCACUGCUCUGUAGAAGGAAAUGUAACUAAUUUUGUUCUAUUCACAGCUGACUUUUUAUCCCAUGUGGGCAAUAUAAUCUCUGACAUUUUAACAAAAUUGACUUGAAGCUUUUCCGUAUAAAUAAAACAUGUUUUUUACUACUUGUCUUGGCUGUUCUUUAAGUCUAGCACAUUCUUUACAUGUGCAUGCUCUGACAAGAUCAAAAUAUUGUUCAGUAUAUGAAUUACUAUUGGGAAUAACUGACCUAUGUGCUUGAAAAUGCUCCUGAGAGCAUUAUAGUAGCUUUUAAACAAUGUUAUAUAUUUAUUCAUUGUGUUCUAUUGAUCUAAGCUUAUGGAUAUUUUAUCCAGUAUAAAAAAAUGUACCUUUAAGCUUGCCAAGUAGUUUCAAAAAGCUGCUUAUGUCGAAAACAGCUGAUUUUAGAAAAUCACGAAAGCUUCUUCCCCCAGCUGUAUAACAAUAUUUUGAUCAGAUAUUUCUACACACAGACUAAUGCUAAAGCCAGUAUAUGUAUACUGCAUGUUUGGAGAAAAACAGCCUUUGGUUCCUUACAGAUAAGUGCAUUAUUUUUUAAUGUAGAUUGUGUGGUACUAAAUCAGUAUGAAAUGCAUUUUAGUUUGUAGCUAAAGUAAUUCUAAAUAAAAACCAUUUAGCUAGAAGAUUUUGCUGCCAUAGAUAUCAUUUAACUCUUUCUAGAGAAGGCAAUAUUGUCCUAAUGCUUUGCUACCCAAAAAGUAUUCAAAGAAAAACCCAUAACUGGAAUGCAUAAAAAUGUGGCAAACAUCCCAGAGGCUAUUUUUCUGUUACUUGGCUUUAAAAAAUAACCUUUUUAGCAUUCUAAUCUCAACAUUUUUGGAUAAUUCUGAUAGCCUAGGAAAAACUCUUUACUGGGCAGUUUAUACAUAAUGAUCAGCUAGGCUUCAGAGGGUUUUUUUGUUUGUUUUGUUUUUACCUCAGUACAAUCUAAAGAUGGAAGCUUUAUAAAAUAGCACUGAAACUUCCUUGCAUUACAAGUGUCAUUGCUUUACUGUGAAAUAGGCCAUCUCUGCAAAUAGCCAAUACAUGAUUCCAUGCAGUCAACGAACACUUCACUAUACUUGAAAAAAGGGAUGCCAUUGCUUGUGAAGCUAUUAACAUUUUGUCAUCAACAUUUAAAAAUCGUGGUAAAAGAUUCUGAUUUUCCACAUUUUAUCUGUAUUAAAUGUUUAAAAUAGGUUUGUCCCAGAAUAUCACAUAUCUCUUCUUACAAUAGGCUCUGUGAAAUUUGGUAGUUUGAUUUGCAUGGCUGUUAAGUGAAAGAGUGUUUAAUCUGCUUUGCUGAAAUUAUAUGGAGGCUGGUUUGAAAUUGUUUAGAUGUUAUUAUGCUUUGAAGUAUACCUCAUACAAAGAGGAAUUUACUUACCAUAAUGCAAAAUCUUCAGGCUGAGCAAAAGGUGCAAAUCAGGAAGCUACUUAUUCUUCAUUGGGUUCUAUGAAGUAUCAUUUAAGUAUCUUAAAUGUCUUCAAUUGUCAUUUAAAACUAAAGUUCAGAGACUGGUUUCACAAACUGAACUUCCAGUCUAAUCUUAAUAAGUAACAGUAGCAUCUUUAAGCAGACAUCUGGACCAGAGAUUCAGUUAACUAAAAGGUAUUGAGAAUUGUCUGUACUAUUUUGCAUUUCCUGGAAAAUGGUCAUGUUCUGUUUUUUAAGUGAGUCAUUAUGGUUUUAUUCUUCCCCUCUCAUCUCAAUAUUUGCUCAGUCCUGGUGCAUCCAUUAUGGUGGCAUAAAUGUGUCUUCAGUCCCUCCACCAAAUGCCAGUUUAUACUGUACAGUGCCUUAGCGAGGGCACUACUGAGCCAUCCCAUUUUCUGUAUAAUCCUCACUUGGCAUUAUUGGCAUGACUAAAGCAAAGGAUCUCUGUAUCAGUGAAAUUCUUCAAAUGUAAUCUUUAGUCAUUCUAGUUAAUGUUAAAUAAGGCGUGCUUUCUAGCUACUUCUGAUGUGGUAUUUUUCUGCCUAAAGAUGUCAGCUGAGGCUUGAAUGAAAAUAAAAUUUUGAUUUGAA
Candoia aspera is the source of this 3372-nucleotide messenger RNA. It is a transcript of the gene UBE2D1, whose product is annotated as ubiquitin conjugating enzyme E2 D1. Gene Ontology annotation, molecular function: ubiquitin conjugating enzyme activity. Bases 177 to 674 code for a protein of 165 amino acids. NCBI's taxonomy places the organism in Eukaryota, Metazoa, Chordata, Lepidosauria, Squamata, Candoiidae. The transcript has 7 exons. Gene Ontology annotation, cellular component: nucleus. The record is from RefSeq and is a predicted model, not a curated record. Gene Ontology annotation, biological process: protein K48-linked ubiquitination.